AUGAAGACAAUCAGCAUUAUCGCUUUCUCCGUGAUGAGCCUGGCAGGCUUCUGGCAAAGCAGCCUAGCAGCUGCUGUGGCUGGCGACAUUGUUUCCAUCAUCACAGAUCCGUACUUGCAAAUAAAUCCAUCUGACGGUAGUCGCUCUGAAGGAGCCAUUUCUGCGGCAGCUAUGCCUUUAAAUCAAAAAUUUUAUUUGGGCACUGAAAAGCUAUCUUGGUAUGAAGCCAACUAUUAUUGUGGUCUAGGUAAUUUGAGACUUGUGCAAUUGACGAACCCAAGCGUGGAGGCUGAAUUGAAGGGUUUUCUAAGUUACUACGGAUUGCAAGGCAAGCAUUACUGGACCGGUGGCAAUCGUUUUAAUACGCAACACAAUUGGAAUUGGAGCCUGAAUGGCUACAGUAUCAGUUACACCCACUGGGCAGCACAACAACCCGGUAAUUAUACGACCCAAAAGGAUUGCUUGAAAUUGUGGGGGAAGACCAGCGAAUGGCUAAGUGAGGAUUGUGAUAUCCCAUACGAUUUUAUUUGUCAGAAAUAAUAAAACUUU
This is a messenger RNA of Anastrepha obliqua, 549 nucleotides long. Its product is annotated as macrophage mannose receptor 1-like. Gene Ontology annotation, cellular component: external side of plasma membrane. The record is from RefSeq and is a predicted model, not a curated record. Gene Ontology annotation, molecular function: carbohydrate binding. NCBI's taxonomy places the organism in Eukaryota, Metazoa, Arthropoda, Insecta, Diptera, Tephritidae. Bases 1 to 540 code for a protein of 179 amino acids. Gene Ontology annotation, biological process: biological process involved in interspecies interaction between organisms. The transcript has 4 exons.